Mercurialis annua (annual mercury) is the source of this 2159-nucleotide messenger RNA. Its product is annotated as putative methylesterase 11, chloroplastic. The transcript has 6 exons. The record is from RefSeq and is a predicted model, not a curated record. Gene Ontology annotation, molecular function: methyl indole-3-acetate esterase activity; methyl jasmonate esterase activity. NCBI's taxonomy places the organism in Eukaryota, Viridiplantae, Streptophyta, Magnoliopsida, Malpighiales, Euphorbiaceae. Bases 634 to 1713 code for a protein of 359 amino acids.
UUUCAACAUUUUCAUUUCCCUUCUAGCUGAGAAGCUAGCCUUGUGGGUAUAUGGGUUGCUUUAGAAUUCAUUGUUUGCAGUUACCUCAGCAUCAUGAAUGCAUAGCUAACUCAUGAUUGAGAUUAAAAAGAAAUUAAUUUCAUUGAUGAUUGAUUACAUUUAAACCUUGUAUAACUUGCCCUUAGGUCAGCAGACCAAGAAGUUUGUAAAAACUUGAACUUUAAAAGAAAGUCCAAUGACCAAAUAUUAUGACCAACAAAAGUGCAGAAAAAGUCAGAACACAGAAUUGGAGAUAGAUUUGAAACUUUCUAACAUGUCCUUAUCUCAAAGUAUUCUAAUUAUUUCUAGUCACUAUCUUGGCCUAUCAUCUCAUCAUUUUGUCACAAGUUACAUUCAAAAAGGCCAAAAGCUUAUUCCACAUUUGCUUAAGGGAAGAACAGGUCUAACUUUGCCUUUGAUAAGUAGGCCAGGAUACAAAUAAGUCACUUUUAAACUAUUUAUCUCCAAUAUAUCCUCAAAGUUUUUAAAACAGGUCAAUUAUGUCCAUCUUUUAAAAGGUAUGGCACAGUUGGAUAAGUAAAUGGUGUCUAAUCUAUAUAAGUUACAAGAAGCAAAAGGUUGAGUUCAACUAAAAUGGGGAAUUCAUUAGCUUGUCUCUCCCCAAAAAAGAAUAAAGCGAGGAAGAAAGCGUUUACACAUCCACCAGAGCCUCCGCGUCUCUCUUUACCAUGUUCAACUGACAGAGAUAGCUUCAACAACUUACCUUCUACUUCCAAGAAAGAGAGCAAUAGCAAAGAAUUCGAACUCGAUAAUGAAUUAGCAGAACAAGCUAUAGCAGCAGCCAUGCUUUUUCGACAUCAUCAAAGAAAUGGUACUCUUCCGUUUCCAAGAUCAAACUCUGCGGUUUAUCCUUCUCAACAAUCAUCCAAACAACCUGGUUUUACUAAAAGUUCUAGUUCUAGGCAACCUUCUCUUGUUGAUCGACCAACUAAACUUGAUACAAAGAUUGAUGAUGUUGAGACCAAACAUGUAAUCCUAGUACAUGGAGGUGGAUUUGGAGCUUGGUGUUGGUAUAAAGUGAUUGCACUUCUGGAGGAAAGUGGGGUUAAAGUUGAUGCAAUUGACUUAGCAGCAUCAGGCACUCAUUCUUCUGAUUCCAACACCAUCACUUCUCUAUCCCAAUACACACAGCCUCUCAUUGAUUUCAUUCACAAUCUCAAACAAGGACACAAGGUGAUACUGGUAGGACAUGAUAUUGGUGGUGCUUGUAUAUCACAUGUGAUGGAGUUAUUUCCAUCUAAAAUUGCUAAAUCAAUUUUCAUAGCUGCACCAAUGCUGUCCAAUGGUCAAAGUGUCUUUGAUGUAUUGUCCCAGUUACAGACAGAUUCUACUGAUCUAAUGCGACAAGCUCAAUUAUUUAUAUACGGCAAUGGAAAAAAUUACCCUCCAACUGCAAUUUCUCUUGACAAGCCAUUUUUGAAGGAUUUAUUGUUUAAUCAAACUUCUCCCAAGGACAUAGCAUUAGCGAGAGUAUCAAUGAGAGCAUUCCCGGUUGCACCAAUUCUCGAGAAACUGAGUCUUUCGAAGAAGAAGUACGGAUCAAUCCCACGUUUUUAUGUCAAAACUCAGCAAGAUUUUGCGAUUCCUCUCCCUCUACAAGAGGCCAUCAUCAAUUCUAAUCCUCCACAACAAGUUUUUCUGCUGAAAGUAUAGAUCGGUUUCUUCUCCCUUCUCCACGAUGGUGAAGACUAGGCCACGACGGAGACAAUGGAAUGGUGGCGAAGACUCAACGGCGGCAGAUGCAACAAAACAACGGUGAAGAUGAAACAUCGGCGGCGGGCAACAACUGAAUUAUGGUGAGGCAGAAUGGUAACGGCGAAGAAGGAGAACGGAAGCAGUAGUCGGUUAGCGGUGCAAAGGGGUCAUUACCGGAUAGCUAGUCGGUUAGCGGUUUAACCGGCAGAUCCAGUCCGAUUUUUAAACACAACUUCCAACCUCUUGAAACUUCCAUACCCACGUUAUGCUGUAAAUCUUCAUGUUGUAACUGUUAAUCCAUGUUGCAUGGUUUCACACUACGUUCAUAACUUCCUAUGCAUAUGCAUGCAUGCUUAUGGAAGUUAUUCCAUGUCCAAGUCAUAUAUUUUUAUUCAUAGGCUAAA